Lepus europaeus (European hare) is the source of this 1988-nucleotide messenger RNA. It is a transcript of the gene TCF19, whose product is annotated as transcription factor 19. Gene Ontology annotation, cellular component: nucleus. The coding region runs from base 438 to 1478 and encodes 346 amino acids. Gene Ontology annotation, molecular function: protein binding. NCBI's taxonomy places the organism in Eukaryota, Metazoa, Chordata, Mammalia, Lagomorpha, Leporidae. Gene Ontology annotation, biological process: regulation of gene expression. The transcript has 4 exons. The record is from RefSeq and is a predicted model, not a curated record.
CGGCCCCGGCUUCCUGGCUGUCAAACUGCAGUGCGAGCGCGUAGCCCAGCUGAGGAGCCCGAGGACCUGCGGCCGCCGCUCGGACUGGCGUCGCCUGGAGAGGAGCCCGCUCCAAGACUGCGCCGCGCGGGUCGGAGGCUCCCGGGAUGUCUGGCGGCCCGAGGAUCCAGCUCCACUGAGUGGCGGGAGGACGCGUUCCGGGUUUGCCCCUUGCACCCUGUCCUCCCUGAUUUUUUUUUUCCCUUGCACAUCUGCUUCGCCUCAGCUGCCUGCACUCCUCCGGGUUUGCACUGCCCAAGUAGCGCUCCAGGUUGAAACUGCACACAGCCAGCUCACGUCUGCACCAGACUGAGAAGUGAGAUCGAGCCCCGGCCCAGGCAAUGGAAGAGCCGAUGGACUCCUGAAGUGCAGCAGGUGGUGCAGAGGGGCGCCCGCCCAUGCUGCCCUGCUUCCAGCUGCUGCGCAUAGGGGGCGGCAGAGGCGGCGAUCUCUACACCUUCCACCCCCCCACCGGGGCUGGCUGCACCUACCGCCUGGGCCGCAGGGCUGACCUCUGUGAUGUGGCCCUGUGGCCCCAGCAGGAGCCUGGCCUCAUCUCUGGGGUGCACGCGGAGCUGCACGCUGAGCGCCGGGGAGAAGACUGGAGAGUCAGCUUGGAGGACCACAGCAGCCAUGGGACUUUGGUCAAUAAUGUCCGCCUCCCCAGAGGUCACAGGCUGGAGUUGAAUGAUGGUGACCUCCUGACCUUUGGCCCUGAAGGGGCCCCUGGAACCAGCCCUUCAGAGUUCUACUUCAUGUUCCAACAAGUCCGGGUCAAACCUCAGGACUUCGCUGCCAUCACCAUCCCCAGGUCUAGGGGUGAAGCCGGGGCUGGGGCUGGGGCUGGCUUCCGGCCCAUGCUGCCCUCGCAGGGGGCCCCGCAGCGGCCCCUCAGCACCCUCUCCCCUGCCCCCAAGGCCACGCUCAUCCUCAACUCCAUCGGGAGCCUCAGCAAGCUCCGGCCGCAGCCCCUCACCUUCUCCCGGAGCGGGAGUGGGCCACAGAGCCGGCCGCUUCCCACCCCACCUGGGGAACCGGGGACCACCCCUUCCGCACCACCCCCAAGAAACCGGAGGAAAUCAGCUCACCGGGUGUUGGCAGAACUGGACGACGAGGAGGCUCCUCAGGGGCCCCUACCAGUGCUCCUGCAGCCCAGGAAGAAACUCCGCGUGGAGAAAGCCCCGCUGACACCCAGUGGAAAUCGCCGCGGCCGUCCCCGGAAGCACCCCAUGGCUGCCUCCACAGCGCCCCCUGCUGGUGGGAGCAGGGAGCCCUGUGCAGCCCCUUGUUGCAGCCUACCCCAAGAAGACACAGUGGCCUGGGUUCAGUGUGAUGGUUGUGAUGUCUGGUUCCACGUGGCCUGUGUCGGCUGCAGCAUCCAAGCUGCCAUGGAGGCAGACUUCCGGUGCCCAAGGUGCUGUGUUGGCAUCCAGACCUGAGGACCAAGGCACUAGAGGACACGGCACUGGCACCCCCAGGCCAGGGGUGGACACAGUAGAGUUCGGAUAGCUUCUCUUUGCCCCUCAGCAUGGGGUAACUAGAGAGGGGUCCAUUGCUGUGGGUGCUGAUGCAGUGCCUAGAACAGGGCCUCAUGGCCAAGGCCACAGAAGACAUGGCUUCCUGUCAGAGCUGCCUCCAGGAAGUUGCCAGUGACCUGGGAAUUCCUGCUAUUACAAGGCGUACAGCCCCACUGCUGUGGACACCAAAGUAUGGUCAGAGUACCACCAACUGCAGAAGCCAGGCCUGGGAAGAUGCGAGGGGGCAGGGAAGGUUCUUCACGUUCUUGAAUGGUGAUGCCAAGAGCAUCCUGGGAAAACCUAGGGCAGCCACCUUGCACUGUGUCUGGUCCUGCUGCCACCACCAUCAUAGCCACCUGGCUUUGCAAAGCUUUGCUUCUAUUUCCAAAUAAAGAACAGCUCCAUUCUGGCAGUUACUCUUGUGGGUCUCCU